Mobula hypostoma (lesser devil ray) is the source of this 1509-nucleotide messenger RNA. Its product is annotated as CD209 antigen-like protein C. The record is from RefSeq and is a predicted model, not a curated record. Gene Ontology annotation, cellular component: external side of plasma membrane. Bases 13 to 729 code for a protein of 238 amino acids. Gene Ontology annotation, molecular function: D-mannose binding; fucose binding. Gene Ontology annotation, biological process: biological process involved in interspecies interaction between organisms. NCBI's taxonomy places the organism in Eukaryota, Metazoa, Chordata, Chondrichthyes, Myliobatiformes, Myliobatidae. The transcript is spliced from 7 exons.
GCUGCCGAGAGAAUGGAGCAAAGUGCUAAUUUUGAACUCACUGCAGCAGGUCGUCAGCAGGAGAAGCCGAAGGCAGGAUGUGGUGGUCCUCGAGCCGAGCUUAUCCAAGAAAAAUUCUUCUUCUGGAUGAGCUGCACUCUCCUGAUUGUCUCCAUCCUGAUAUCCGCUGUGACUCUUGGCACUGUGGCAAAUCUGAAAAACUCUGAAAUGACAAAUGGCUCACUUGCCGGACUAGAGCGUGAGGUUUUUCGACUGAGAGAGAUAGAAAACUCUGAAAUGACAAACGGCUCACUUGCCAGACUGUAUCGUGAGAUUUUUCGACUGAGACAGAGUAUAGAUCCUGUCCAGUUAUUAAACAUAUGGCGACCCUUCGAAGAAAGUGAGUAUUAUUUUUCGUCAAGUCGAGGCACUUGGGAAGAGGCGGAGCAACUCUGUGAGUCAAUGAACUCCAACCUUGUGGUCAUUAACAGUCAAGAAGAGCAGAAAUAUAUCCGGCUGAAUGUGAAAUGUGAGCAUUGGAUUGGGCUCCAUGACAGGGCCAAAGAAGGGAAAUGGCGCUGGGUAGAUGGCACUGAUUAUGAAUCCAAUGUCAAGUUCUGGGAUAGAGGUCAACCCAAUGAUCGAAAAGAUUUCGAUGAAGAUUGUGCCGUGGCCAGCGGAAAUGGAAUGUGGCACGAUUGGCCAUGUAGUUCUAUUCAUUUCGCUAUCUGUGAAAAACGAGCGGACUAGCGUUCCUUCACGCUACUGUAUACUAAGGGGAAUGUGGGCGGUGUCUACGUUUGUAAACUUUAUUCCUCUUCACCAGACGAGCAGCUCGAAGCUGGGAUUGGCGUGGUGGGUGCGUGGCCAGAUCUCUCUUACCCUUCACCUGGCGGUCCCAAAAGCCGUCGGCGCGGCACAGUAGUUUUGUGCCUUCGAAGUCAAUCCUAUGGCUAUUACAAAAGCGAUGUUUUGCUACCCCCGAUUUCUUCGGGUAAUCCUGUCUCGUUCACCUAUUUUUUUCGUUAAACCGAGCUCCCAACCUCUCUGUGCAUCUUUCAUCUGUCCAUCCGAAUCCUGGAAGACUUAACAGAGCUUGUUAAGUUUUAAUGGUCAGGCCUGUAACCGCUGGAUUAUUUUCCAGGCGUUGACUUUUUCUUUAAUUGUAACUUGUCAAAACCGCCAACAAACUGGGCCUUAUUCGAAUCAAACCUGAUGUUAGAAAGAUGGGCUGCAAGCUCACCUUCUACGAGGCAGGUGGAUGGAAUUGAUCCGAGUGUUGCCAAGGCUACUCAUUUUCUGCCAGUCCCACACACGCCUCUCCUUUCCUAUUUUCUUUCUAUUCGUUGACAAAACCACCCUUUCUUUUUCCACGCCAACCAUACUAUUUCUGGACAUCAAGUCAGUAUCAGGAUCUAACCUACAACAUUAUGCUCAAGGAUCUGCCGCUUUAUAAUAAUUAAUAACCCGUAAAAUUUGUUGGUUACUUGUAUCUUAAUACUAACAACUUAAUCCUGAAUAAAGCAGAUA